Molecule: messenger RNA, 1817 nt
Organism: Talpa occidentalis (Iberian mole)
Lineage: Eukaryota; Metazoa; Chordata; Mammalia; Eulipotyphla; Talpidae
Gene: NOG
Product: noggin
Exons: 1
Coding region: 495-1193 (232 amino acids)
Biological process (GO): negative regulation of BMP signaling pathway; dorsal/ventral pattern formation; osteoblast differentiation
Source: RefSeq, a predicted model, not a curated record
GUGCCAACGUGCGCGGACGCCGUCGCCGCCGCUGGAGUCCGCCGGGCAGAGCCGGCCGCGGAGCCCGGAGCGGGCGGAGGGAAGCGCCCCCAGGACCGGUUGGGCCAGCGGCGCCGCGCGCGGCGGCAGGACGAGGAGCGGCGAGCAGGGGAGGAGGGGAGAGCGGCUCGUCCACGCGCCCUGCGCCGCCGCCGGCCCGGGAAGGCAGCGAGGAGCCGGCGCCUCCCGCGCCCGCGUCGCCCUGGAGGGAUCGCGGAUGCCCCGGCGCGGCCGCCGUCCCGAGUAGCCCCCGGAGGGGACCCGCGGCCAGCUCGCGCGCCUUCUCCCCGCCCGGGCGGGAGCCGGCUCCGCGCGAAGGGCUCUCCCGGCGCCUCAUGCGGCCGGCCCUGCGCCUGCCCAGCCUCGGGUGAGCCGCCUCCGGAGAGCCGCGGGCUCGGCGUGCUCUCCUCCGGGGACGCAGGACGCAGCGGCAGCCCCGGGCGCGCGCCGGAGGCAUGGAGCGCUGCCCCAGCCUGGGGGUCACCCUCUACGCCCUGGUGGUGGUCCUGGGGCUGCGGGCGGCACCGGCCGGCGGCCAGCACUAUCUCCACAUCCGCCCGGCGCCCAGCGACAACCUGCCCCUGGUGGACCUCAUCGAGCACCCGGACCCUAUCUUUGACCCCAAGGAGAAGGAUCUGAACGAGACGCUGCUGCGCUCGCUGCUCGGGGGCCACUACGACCCGGGCUUCAUGGCCACCUCGCCCCCCGAGGACCGGCCCGGGGGCGGCGGGGGGGCCGCCGGGGGCGCUGAGGACCUGGCGGAGCUGGACCAGCUGCUGCGGCAGCGGCCGUCGGGGGCCAUGCCGAGCGAGAUCAAAGGGCUGGAGUUCUCCGAGGGCUUGGCCCCGGGCAAGAAGCAGCGCCUGAGCAAGAAGCUGCGGAGGAAGUUACAGAUGUGGCUGUGGUCGCAGACCUUCUGCCCGGUGCUGUACGCGUGGAACGACCUGGGCAGCCGCUUCUGGCCGCGCUACGUGAAGGUGGGCAGCUGCUUCAGCAAGCGCUCGUGCUCGGUGCCCGAAGGCAUGGUGUGCAAGCCGUCCAAGUCCGUGCACCUCACCGUGCUGCGGUGGCGCUGUCAGCGGCGCGGGGGCCAGCGCUGCGGCUGGAUUCCCAUCCAGUACCCGAUCAUUUCGGAGUGCAAGUGCUCAUGCUAGAACUCGGGGACCCCAGCCCGCACCCGGACACUUGAUCUAUUCAAUGAACUUUUUUUUUUUUUUUUUUUUUUUUUUUUUUGGCUACAGAGACUUAGCUUUCUGGUUCAUGUAAUGCACUGUUUAACUGUGUAGGAAUGUAUAUGUGUGUGUAUAUAUGGUCCCAGUUUUAAUUUACUUAUUAAAAGGUCAGUAUUAUACGUUAAAAUUUACCGGCUUCUACUGUAUUUUUAAAAAAAAAAUAAGCAAAAGAAAAAAAAAAGAACAGAAAAGAGAGACUUAUUCUGGUUGUUGCUAAUAAUGUUAACCUGCUAUUUAUAUUCCAGUGCCCUUCGCAUGGCGAAGCAGGGGGGAAAAGUUAUUUUUUCUUAAACUACAAAGAGCGGGGAGAACUUUUGUAGAAGGACUUUUAAAAAGCUAUUUUCCAUUCUUCGGAAAGUGUUUUUGGUUUUCCUUGGACCUCGAAGAAGCUAUAGAGUUCAAUGUUAUUUUACAGUUAUUGUAAAUAUAGAGAAAAAAUGGAAUGACUAAUCAUUGUAAAUUAAGAGUAUCUGCUAUUUAUUCUUUAUAAUAUCCCGUGUAGUAAAUGAGAAAGAAGUGCAGAGCAGGAUUAAAGAAAACCACUAA